UUCAUGCCCCGUGUCUUUAUUCUUCCUCACUCUUUACAUUUUUCUACAUGAACCUGCUUCAUCCUUUGCAGGCAGCCCGUCUGUUAGUGUUGACACCGCUUCGGCUUCCUCCAGUGGACUGCCGAGGGUCCACUCAACUCACGGUCAACACUUCAUCUCCCGUUAAGUAGGAUUUACAGCUGAAAGAACCGCUGAUCAGCUGCCUUUUCCUCUAAUCCAUAUAUCGGCCCACAGCUUUUCUGUACUGUUUGUGUGCUACUCAUACUCGUCUGACUGACACAGGUGGCGGCGCUGAAGGCACUCGGCGAUACAUUUGGACGAAAGAGCGAACUGGUUGUGAACUGCCGAGUGACAGCAACUUCCCGUUUAACGUUAUGACUGCGUAGUUGUUACUCGAAAGUACAUACAUUGGACAGCCACGGUUGCCAAUCAUCCGAGAACCUCGCUCUUCAUCAGACGGCCACGCACCAUGGCGAAGAAGAUAAAGGCGGGGACAAGCGGGGAGGCCGCGCAGUACAUGACUCGGGGCCAAGCCUUGAAGAAAUUGCAGCUGCCUCUCGCGGGUUUUCGGAGACUCUGCAUCUUGAAAGGCAUCUAUCCUCGGGACCCAAAGAAGAAGAAAAAGGGAAAGGAUAAAAUCUACUACCACACGAAAGACGUUCUCCACAUAGCUCACGAGCCGUUAUUGGACACCUUCAGACAAAUCAAAGCUACAGACAAGAAGGUUCGCCGCGCACUGGGAAGGAAGGAGAAGCAGUUGGCAAAGAGAUACGCUCGAUCGAAGCCAGCCGUUAGGCUCCAUCACAUUGUUCGCGAACGAUUUCCCACGCUCAGUGACGCUGUGGCGGAUCUGGACGAUGCUCUCAGCACUAUUUGCAUUUUCGCAAUGCUGCCAGCGGAGAACAGUCGGGGAGUAAAUGCGGAGUAUUGUGUGAAGGCAGGACAACUGCUCGAUGAGUUUUUGGUCGUCGCGACGCAGCAACGCGCUCUCCGUCGUGUUUUCGCGUCUAUCAAGGGCUAUUACUUUGAGGUCCAAUUUCUUGGACACGCAGUCACCUUUUUGAUGCCGCACCAGUUCAAACAAGAACUUCCAGACGAAGUCGACUUCCGUGUCUUGUCAACAUUCUUCGAGCUGUACUCCACAACUUUGCAUCUAGUGGUUUUCAAGCUCUUUCUUCUGGCGGGCCUCGCAUAUCCUCCGACGGCGACGAAACGGGAAUCCGUUCGAAGGAGACGACGCAUCCAGAAGAACGAAGAGGCUGCAGUUAAAGCUCUUGCAGCGGGUCGAGUCCCCCGUCAGCAAGAGGGAUUCCACGGAGAUGGACCCUGGGGACUGGCCGGAUGGCGGUUCCCAAUUCUACAAGCCAGGCGAAUCCAGAAUGCACAACGGAGAGACUUCGAGGAGAAUUUGGAAAAGACGAGUGCAGGGAAGAGCAAGGAAGAAUCAGUUGUGGGGGGUGCAGGCGAAACGAAGGGGCAGAACAGUGAGAGCGAGCCAACAGGGCGCAGCAAGAGUGAAGAGGACGAAACGGAAGAAGACAGCGAGCCUACCGACGAGGCAGAAAGUGAUGACGAGGAACUGGAGGAGGAAGCUCAGCAUGGUAGUGACAGCGAGGGCGAAGGCGAAGAAGAGGUGGACGGAGAAGAUGGUGAUGAAGAAGGGGCGGAUGAAGAAGAAGACACUGAGGAGGCGGAAUCAACUGAGGAAAGCAGCGAAAAGAAGCAUAAAAAAGUGCGUGAAGAGGGAGAAGCGGACGUUCGUGGAAAGGUUGCAGGAAAAAAGGAACCGGCUGAAGCAGAUCACGGAGACGGGACGGCGUCGGCAUGCGGCGUCCACCCACAUCCCGUACAGCAACUGUUCGACGGCUGCGUCAUCUUCCUAGGCAGAGAGGUGCCUCUUCUGCCAUUUUCUUUCAUGAUUCGAAGCUGCGGAGGGAAGGUCGGCUGGCAAGGCCCGGAGUCGCCGUUUUCGGAAGACCACGCGGACAUUACCCAUCAUGUUGUUGAUCGUCCUCUCGAAUGCUUUUUGCGAGUAGAGAACAGUCAACGCGACUACGUGCAGCCGCAGUGGGUCAUGGACAGCAUCAACACAGGAAUUCAGUUGCCGAUUCACCUCUAUGCCCCUGGGAAGACUUUACCUCCUCAUCUCUCGCCGUUCGUGGAUGACAGGAAAGAAGGCUACGUGCCGAAACAACGAGACGUCCUCGACCGGCUUGUUGCAGAGCGCAAGGGUGUCGCUGCGGUCGGCCUUGGAUCAGAUACAACUCGAGGUCUCGAUGGAUAUGAUGGCGACGAUUCACCAGGAGACGAGGAAGCAGGGGAGAAAGAGCGUGCGUUCCAAAUCGAGGUUGAACGGGAGGCGCAGACCAACUCUGUGGAAGAGGGCCCGGAGGAGUCGACGGAUGCGAGUUCUUCAACGAAGCGGCCAAGAGAUGCCAUCGAAGCCUCGGCGGAGGAGCAGACUUCCACGUCGCGUGCAGUCAACAUGACCGGGAGAGCGCGCCGUGAGCAAGAUGAGCUGGACGCGAGGAAAUCACUCCUCCGGAAGAAACACAAAAGACUCCUCGAGAGAAUAGAGCACGGGGUGCGACGGAAGCAAGAAGCUACGGCCAAGCUGCAGGCAAAGCGAGAUGCAAUUGAACGUCGAGAGGAAUUGUCAGAGGGAGCGUGAGUUCCGUUGAGCAGCCUACGUGCGUCAUGUGCGGAGCGGCGCCAUCAAGAAAUCGGACUGUGUAUGUCUGGGCUUCGGCAUUUCUAUGAGGUACGCGCUUGCGUGCUCAAAAGUGUGCGUUUCUCUUUACGGAUGGAGACUAGUGGUUUUACAGGUGCGACGGGUGACUGAACAGUGGGGCGGUGGUCAGGUACUAUGAGACGCUCUAACUCUAACAUCAGUUUUAAAAUGUAUGCGGUGAUCGACCACCCUUCAUCAAAGACCUUGGCACUCCACUGGAUUGGUUUGGAGAAGUGUCGAGAGCCAUGUACAACUUCAAACACUCGUGCCCUGCUUCUAGGUGUUAGUCCGAAGAGGAAUGACCGAUGCGUGAUCCCGUGCGUAGUCCUGUGGUUUUCCUGCGAGGAGGCAAACUGCGUGGCUAAUAGGUGAAAGACAGGAAACACUUCGAAUAAAGUUAGAGAGAAUUCACCUAUCAU
Molecule: messenger RNA, 3150 nt
Organism: Toxoplasma gondii ME49
Lineage: Eukaryota; Apicomplexa; Conoidasida; Eucoccidiorida; Sarcocystidae
Product: BRCA1 C Terminus (BRCT) domain-containing protein
Exons: 11
Coding region: 470-2671 (733 amino acids)
Biological process (GO): maturation of LSU-rRNA from tricistronic rRNA transcript (SSU-rRNA, 5.8S rRNA, LSU-rRNA); ribosome biogenesis
Cellular component (GO): nucleolus; PeBoW complex
Molecular function (GO): RNA binding
Source: RefSeq, a predicted model, not a curated record